CGCGAACGCGUGCUACACCAGCAUCUAAUUUUGAGCGCGACCUUAAAAUAAAAGUUGCCAACUCCCAUACCUGGCCUGAGGACUUCGUUGCAAAUGCAUGCCCGUAUACUGCGAGGAAGAUGCAACAAUCCUUAACAAAGUUGCAUGAGCAGUUAAGCAAACGUUCCAGUGUCCAAGGUCAAGAGCAAAUUGGGUUCAAACAUAUUUUAGAGCAUUUUGCCGCGAAACAAUAUUUACGGCUUUUUCGUGACUUCAAGGGUGAUUUUCACGGCACUAACAGGUCCAGAGAACCUCUGUUUAGUGGGUCGACGCUUUCUUCGUCUUACGUACAUGGAACGCGCUGGACUGUUCACGAGAAACGAAUUUUCUUUCAAUCUCUAGCCCGUCAUGGACGUCGCAAAUGUGCAGCCAUAGCAGCCGACAUUCGCACGAAGACAGAAGCUCAGGUGUACAAUUAUAUUUCUCUUUUGGAGACGCAAUUGCGCUACGUCAAAAAACGUUGGCCGAAAAGAAAGCAGUUGAAGGUACUCGUCCAGUUUCAAGACAUUCCGGCAGCCAUGGAAAUGAGCGAUGAAUGGGUUGAAUGGGAGGAACUUCAAUCGCAGGACUUCAUUCAGAAAACGAAUGUUCGUGAGGAAAAGACGUGGAAACGUACUUGUCGAAAAUCGAAUACAUGCCCGUCAUUGUCCGUCUUUCAAUCGAUGCCAGCAGAGAAACGGGAUGCGUGCAUGGAAUCACAACCCAUGUGGGAUUUAUUCGACAUGAACUACCUGCUCGAGUGCUCGGGAUUGUUUUACAUACGAAGUGAGGAUGCUGACAUGCGAACGGAUUUUUUGUGCGACAUUUAUGACUUGGUAAAACAGAAAACAAAGGAGCUUGUAACACGGUCUCUCGAGCUCGCCGACUUGCGGUUAAGCAGCACAGAAUCGUCUUCCUGCUACCGGCGGAGUGCGAUCGUUAAGCCAAACGAUGUUGUGUUAGCGGUGAAGCUCGGUGAGUUUCACCAGCACGACAUCAGAGACUUUUGGGUGACACUGCCACAACGAUUAGGCUUGGAAGUGACCAAACGGAACCGUUUUUUGGGGGACACGGAGUAUGCUGGCACAGCUCUCAACCGCAAGCGUUAUGCCGAACCCAAUUGUCGUCUUCGUGUAAAGCGUCGAUGCACCAUGAGAGGCGAUAACGCAUCGAUGGAUGCUUUGGAAUGUCGUAUCGAGAAGCAUCAGCCGUUUGCGGAGCAAGAAAAUGGUGCUGAAAGCGAUUCUGACAGUGGACAUGCAACUUUACAAAGUUUAUCCGACUCCGAAGUUGAGUCCUAUCUGUCGCACGAAACGAACGCCGAUAUUGUUCGGCCGCUUCAACAAGGCGCCACUUCGAAUGAGUUGGAGAGCCCACAGGCAGACUCCGUGAUGGCGCCAGAGAAUGCUGAAGAUGAGUCGUCUAAACUCUUGUAUGCCGUGCGUGAAGACGACUCGCUUGACGAUGGUGACGAGUCGAUUGACGCGAUUGAUCAGCGCAACAGCAAGCUGUACGAGUCGGAACUUUGGGAGUUUGUGUGCGGUAAACGGUCUCUCAUCCCCAACCCUAUUUACCAGCGGCGCAGAAUGCUUACUUUUGGUGCUGACCAGAAGGCCAUCGAUCACAAUGUCGAGCGCAUGUUUUCACCGUGGCCGACUCAGUCACGUAAAGAAAAAGGCGCAUCUGUUUCGGUAUUUUCUGCCUCCAUGUUGAAAGAAGCUUCUACCCCGUCCAUCAAUCCUCUGUCCGCCGCAGCAUCCGCUCAACAGUCCACCGACAAAGAAGGCCUUGCCAAUUCCAGCAUGGACGUCGACACACUUUGUUGUUUUCCAGUGUCUGAGUGGGAGCAACAGACGGCCUACUGUGGGCGGACCUUUCUUCAGGAUGUGCUACCCUUUCCAUUCUAAACAGUAUGGAGAAAGACGUUUGUUAAUAUUCGACGCAUGUUCUUUGCGAUCCGUCAAUGUCGUUCCGACCAUGCCGUUCCGGCCAUGCUUUUUAUUCAUCCCAACCCUCCGGUCACCUUCGUUUCCUAUUAUGUUUGCAGCACAAAAAAAACAUGUCCGUGCAUGCAUUCUCCCUCCGUUCUCCUCUUCCUUCCCGCCCUCUUUUUGUCAUCGUCCUCUGUACCGCUUUCGUGUCACUCCUCAGUUAUUUUUGAAUUUUUUUUGGGUAUAAACAUAGAUCCUAUGAAAGCAAUGAUUGCAUUUAUUGCUAUAUAAAAGUUGUGAUU
This is a messenger RNA of Schizosaccharomyces japonicus yFS275, 2251 nucleotides long. RefSeq names its product RNA polymerase I upstream activation factor complex subunit Rrn5. Gene Ontology annotation, biological process: nucleolar large rRNA transcription by RNA polymerase I. Bases 120 to 1925 code for a protein of 601 amino acids. NCBI's taxonomy places the organism in Eukaryota, Fungi, Ascomycota, Schizosaccharomycetes, Schizosaccharomycetales, Schizosaccharomycetaceae. Gene Ontology annotation, cellular component: RNA polymerase I upstream activating factor complex. The record is from RefSeq and is a predicted model, not a curated record. The transcript has a single exon.